GGCCACACACACACACACACACACACACACACACCGACACAGGACCGGGCAGGUGUCCGUCCGAGCACCAACCGUCCGUGAGAGUGUGUUUGUUUUAUUUACCGGCGUUGUCAUGACAGACGUCGUGUGGAGUUCUCGGCUUUGCAGCAGGACACCGCCCCCCCCCCAGAACAACAACAUUUGCUCUCUUUGAUUUGCGCCGCUGUCCUGCAGCCAGGGGGGGUCUGUCCGCUCCCUUCGAGGGCGUCGACCUCUUAUUGUGUGUUUGCAUCCUUUGCUGCCAUUUUCUGAUCGGAAACAAACUGCAGCAGCUGCAGGGACGUCCCAAGGAAGCCCCCCCCCCUCUGCCUCCGCCCCCCCUGCUGGUGUUUAUUAGGAGCACCAGUCGAGUCCGAGACAGACGAAAGCAAACAUGUUCGAGGCCCGAGCAGUCCCGUUUGUCCUGCUGGACGUCGCAUGUCUGAUUCUAGGGGGUCUGCCUCUGGCGGCCUUUAACCUGGGUAAGAUCCGCCCCUACCAGAGGGGCUUUUUCUGUAACGACGAAAGCAUCAAGUACCCUUUCCACGCCAGCACCGUCACCUCCACGGUGCUCUACACGGUGGGCUUCGCUCUGCCCAUUAGCUGCAUGAUCUUUGGCGAGUGCCUCUUAGUUUAUCUGAAGCGCAUCACAUCCAAGUCGACCUUCGGCAGCUACAUUUCCUGUGUUUACAAAGCCGUCGGCACCUUCCUGUUCGGCGCCGCGAUGAGCCAGUCGCUGACCGACAUCGCCAAGUACUCCAUCGGCCGGCUCAGGCCGCACUUCCUGGACGUGUGCAAACCUGAUCGGAGGUUGAACUGCUCGUCGGGAGCUUAUAUUGAAGACUUCACCUGCAGUGGAGACGCCAGCAUGGUCAACGAGGGCCGGCUGUCCUUCUACUCCGGCCACUCCUCUUUCUCCAUGUACUGCAUGCUGUUCCUGGCUCUCUACCUGCAGGCUCGAUUCAAGGCUGAAUGGGCGCGGCUGCUGAGACCCACAAUACAGUUCUUCCUGAUCGCCGCCUCGGUGUACACAGGGCUGUCGAGGGUGUCGGAUUAUAAACACCACUGGAGCGACGUGCUGAUGGGACUCCUGCAGGGCGCCCUCAUGGCGCUCCUCGUGGUCUUCUGCGUGUCUGACUUUUUCAAGCCACAGGUGGUCGCCCGUAAAGAGAUGGACAUCCCUCACACGACCCUGCAGGAUAACCCGACCAAUGGAAACCACUUUGAGAGUCCCAACUGAGCUGAGAACUCUCUGCUCGGUCCAGACGCACGCCGGCUCUGCAGCCUUUCAUCUCACGCCUUCAGAAGACGCCUCAGGCCUGUUCAGAUUGUUCAGACGUCAUCAUUUUAUGCUGUCCUGUGCUGCUCGAGACAAAGCGUGUAGCAUGUAUAUCUACCGAGCAGGUGGGAGGACUGCACGCGCCCACUAAAGGGUCUGACCACUGCUGGGGGAGGAAACCUGUGAAUGUAACCUUUGCUUUGCGCUUGCUCGGACCUGGAGUCCGUCUGAUUUAGGGUCAGCUUUGAGGUCGACUCCAGCACCCCCCGGGGAGACGGCCGAGUGUGGAGCAGCGGACUCCAGGCCGCGGCCGUCUGUCUCUCCAGCUCUGUAACCAAACACGACACGAGUCGAGCGCCAUCUGGUCAGAGAGCUGAAGAGCGGGCGGUUUAAGUCCAGCGUUGCCUUUGCUGUAUCCAUGUACAACUAAUAUAAACAGACGAUGUGCUUUUGUGUAAUCUGUAUGUAAAAGAAACAAAUCACCAUACAGACUUUUAUUGAAAACAAAGAUACAAAUAUGUACAAAGGAAAAAUAAAGCCAUUUUACUUAUUAUAUGAA
Molecule: messenger RNA, 1856 nt
Organism: Cottoperca gobio
Lineage: Eukaryota; Metazoa; Chordata; Actinopteri; Perciformes; Bovichtidae
Gene: plpp1a
Product: phospholipid phosphatase 1a
Exons: 6
Coding region: 413-1258 (281 amino acids)
Biological process (GO): phospholipid dephosphorylation; signal transduction; phospholipid metabolic process
Cellular component (GO): plasma membrane
Molecular function (GO): phosphatidate phosphatase activity
Source: RefSeq, a predicted model, not a curated record